AUGAUAUCGCGCAGGCGAUUGACGAGGGCGUCUGCCUGCUCGUCGGGGUACUGCGUGCCGGCGAACCAGAGGUGCUUCACGGCGGGGCGGCGGUCGAAGAAAAACUCGCCACUGGGAUACGUGAGGGCCUCGUCGGAGAUGGCGAGGUAG
This is a messenger RNA of Chondrus crispus (carragheen), 150 nucleotides long. RefSeq lists its product as hypothetical. The record is from RefSeq and is a predicted model, not a curated record. The transcript has a single exon. NCBI's taxonomy places the organism in Eukaryota, Rhodophyta, Florideophyceae, Gigartinales, Gigartinaceae. The coding region runs from base 1 to 150 and encodes 49 amino acids.